Aethina tumida (small hive beetle) is the source of this 4142-nucleotide messenger RNA. It is a transcript of the gene Syx1A, whose product is annotated as syntaxin-1A. The transcript has 10 exons. Lineage: Eukaryota; Metazoa; Arthropoda; Insecta; Coleoptera; Nitidulidae. The coding region runs from base 199 to 1086 and encodes 295 amino acids. The record is from RefSeq and is a predicted model, not a curated record. Gene Ontology annotation, molecular function: SNARE binding; SNAP receptor activity. Gene Ontology annotation, cellular component: synaptic vesicle; presynaptic active zone membrane; plasma membrane. Gene Ontology annotation, biological process: exocytosis; synaptic vesicle fusion to presynaptic active zone membrane; intracellular protein transport.
ACGAUCGUUCUGACGUAGUCGCGCAGGCGCGUUAAAUUGACGGCACUGCAGUGCCCUUCUAUCGAUUUUCCUGUACUGUUCCAAGUGUUCGAGUUCCUCGGUCUAGUUUUUAGUGCUGUUCGUGUUUUAAACCGACUUGAAUGGGAUUAUUUUAUAAAACACGAGUUUUCAGUGGUGUGUGAUCGAAACAGGGCGAAAAUGACCAAGGAUCGAUUGGCGGCCCUCGUUGCGGCCCAGAGUGACGAUGACGAUGUCGGGCCGGACGAUGUUGCCGUCAACGUCGAAGGACGUGACGGCUUCAUGGAUGCGUUUUUCCAAGAGGUGGAGGAGAUACGAGACAUGAUAGACAAAAUCCAGGCGAAUGUGGAAGAGGUGAAAAAGAAACAUAGCGCCAUUUUGUCGGCUCCCCAAAGCGAUGAGAAAACAAAACAAGAACUUGAAGAUCUCAUGGCCGAAAUCAAGAAAACUGCCAAUAAAGUACGCGGUAAACUGAAGGGGAUAGAACAAAACAUAGAACAAGAAGAACAAACAAACAAAUCGUCCGCCGAUCUGCGGAUACGAAAAACGCAACACUCGACGCUGUCCAGGAAAUUCGUGGAGGUGAUGACGGAGUACAAUCGGACGCAGACCGACUACAGGGAACGGUGUAAAGGCAGGAUACAGCGUCAGCUCGAAAUCACCGGUAGGACGACGACGAACGAGGAACUGGAAGAAAUGCUGGAGCAAGGGAAUCCGGCGGUGUUUACGCAAGGCAUUAUCAUGGAAACGCAACAGGCGAAACAAACGUUGGCGGACAUCGAGGCUAGACACGCGGAUAUCAUCAAGUUAGAAAAUUCGAUCAGAGAAUUGCACGACAUGUUCAUGGACAUGGCGAUGCUGGUCGAAAAUCAGGGCGAAAUGAUCGACCGUAUCGAGUACCACGUCGAGCACGCGGUCGACUAUGUCCAAACGGCGACGCAAGACACCAAAAAGGCAUUAAAAUACCAAAGCAAAGCGCGACGGAAGAAAAUCAUGAUCCUUAUUUGUCUGACCAUUCUGGGAAUUAUUAUCGCUUGCACCAUCGGUGGAUACCUCGGACUGGUGUAAAUUUAUAUGGAGAUAUCAACAAUUUUCGAAAUAAUCAUCAUACUUUUUGGCUUGCAUUUAAAGAAAUUAAAACACACACGUAAAGGAUCGUUUAUUGAAUUAGGAGUUUUCGUUCCAAAUCAAUGGUUCAUAGUGAAAUUGAAAAAAUGUUAAAUAUUACAAGUCGAAGUCGUAGCUUAGUAGCAAUUAUUGUAUAAUAUUUUUUUCUUAAUUAAUUAAGAAUAUCGAGAAACAUUUGCUGUAGCAAUAAAAUAUGUGAAUGUUCAGUUCGAAAAUGUGUGAUAUAUAAAAUAUUAAUUGAACAUGUUACAUUGCCUCCAGAACACGUCAGUCCGAUCUUAAACACUCCCAAAUACAUUUGAGAUGCACAACUUGUUACCAUUAUAUUUUUUGUAGAGAGGCAAUUUAACGUGUUUAGUUUUAGUUUGUUCUCUAGUAAUAUUAUUGCGUAUUAGUGUACAGAUUUACUUAGUUUUCUGUGUGACAGAAAGCGCUUUUUUAUUUAAGCAUUUUGUAAAAUCUGAAAGGUGCCGUUUUUUCUUCGAAAAAAAAAUUGUUUAUAUAUUCACCCUCUUCUUAGGGUCUGUAAUUAUUGAACUAUAUGUGUAAAAUAUUUUGAGGAUAUAAAUCGGUUAUAAAAAUACAAAUAAUUUGACUAAACAUAGCUCGUUAUAGUAGAAUUAUACAUAGAUGAGAAUAGAGGUCGUAGUGACAGAAAGUGUCUCUACUAAAAAAACAUAAAAAAUUAACUAGGAUGGUGCACAAUCAGUAGAUUUUUGAGAGGCCUAAAUCUAAUAUGUUCAAAAUUGGCUGUAUUUUUUAGUGAACCUCGUGUAUAACUUAGAUGAAUGAGAUCUCUCUAUUUUUGUAAGGCAACAACAAACCUUAGCAGAAAUCUUUUAGCGUGUUCUCUGAUAGAACAGACAUUAAUUUCUUCUUAGUACUUUUAGCUGUUUCUACCUCCCUCAUUUCUCAACGCGACCAAUUACGACCAUUUUGCGAACACUAACCCCAAUUACAAAGAAAAAAUACAGCUUGUUUUGCGCAUCUCUUCUCCACAAUCGGUAGAACCGCGUACCGGAAUUGGAAAAUUUUCUUUCUAAUGGGUACUGUCCUGGACUAUAUUUAAAAUGCCACACAUGCACAUUAAUUAAUGCACAGUAACAUAAACCUUUAAAAAAAAACGAUAAUGGGCCUUUGCACUGCUAAUUUUGACCGGGUUCCUGGUUGGAAACACAUUUACCUGUCUUCCGUCACCAAAAUUCACUCGAUGUGUGUCCCGUUGAUUGAUUUAUCCAUUGUCUGUUCGUUUGUCGAUUUUCGUAGGCUUUCAAAGAUCUCUAAAUAUACGAAAAUUUAAAUGGUUAGAUGAAAUCCAUUUUGUUCGGAUGAACCGCGUCCUGAAAUCAUAGGCUGCGACGACGGUUUGUUUUUGUUACGCUGUUAAACUGUGUUUAGGCGGUUUAGCUGAUCGAUGGAUCGGGAAAUUUUGAUUGAUUCAAAAGCAAUAUUAAUUAACAAACGAAUUAAACCAUUUGGAUUGUACAUUGGAACAUGUUCAUUGAAAUUUGCCGGUCCACGUUUUUUCCUUUUUUUGUAAUUGUAGGUAAUCAUUAAGCUCCAGCAUUUUACCAAUUCAAAACUUAAGUGUCAAUUCGAUUGGAGAACUUUUUGAAUAUUGAUAAUGUAAUUAAAAUAAAAAACAAUUUUCGAGCAUCUAUUUCAAUGUUGAUGCAAAAUAAGUGAGAUAUUUAUGUAGGAUGAUACUUUUCAUAUACUUAAGUAGUUUAUCUUUGAAUAUAAUAUGUUGUAGAGUUUAGGCUAUUUGAGAGAAAAAAGUGGUGUUCCCCUCUGAUAAUGUUAAACUGUUUAUUAUUCUGUUCUGUUUUUAAUAAUAUAUAGAGAAUAUCACUGUACAAAUGGCAAUAUUUAUAUAAUUAAUUAAUUCACUCCUCUUUUCGAUGAUUAAAUAACAGCAAAGUUGUAUAUUUGUAACAUACCCCGUUUCUGUUUUAAAUGUUUAUAAUAAACUAUGACAGUUUUAACUGUAGGAAAUAUUAAUAAAAUAAAAUUGUUGAUAUAAGUAAGUAGUUAAUUUUUCAUUAAAACUUACCAUGUAGUGUAUGUCGUAGAUUUAUCUAUUUCUUCCCGGACCAGUGAAUGGUAGGUAUUUCUUCAGCUUCAGAACAUAUCAUUUCCCCUUCAACAAACGACUGUCGUAGAACUUAGUGUUAUGUGUUGCAUGUUGUGUAGAUAAAAAUCUAAAUAAAUGAAACUAGUGCCUAGAAAAUAAAAGCGAUUUUUGUGAAAAACAAAAUUGUUAUUUAGUCAUCGCGAUGAGGAGCCAAAUUGUGAUUAAAUGAACGUGCCCUUCUCAAUCAACAACCGUAUUGAUAGUUGGGUUGUUGCAGUUCUGUUGUUGACGACUAGAUUAAUUAACCCCCUGUACACCGACAUAAUUACAUUUGAAUAAACCACCCAAUUGAACACUGGCGAUUCUGAUUCCAAGGAACCAAGAUGGGGUGCCCUUCCAUCGCCAGUGUCCAACGUACCCCUCACUCGUGUGUUGUGAUCCCCGUUAGACUAGUUGCACUUAUCUAUGUGUCUGCUCCUUGUAAUGUCAUUGAAUGUGCACGGAAAACGCGACGGCACGGCAAUUCGUUAUUUUUUAUUAUUAUAUUUUUUGGAUUGCCGUGCUGCUGCGUUUGAUUCCAUUGGACGGCACCGCAAAUUUUACGAACUAAUCACCUCGUUAUAUUUGUAUAUACACUAGGUAUUUUAUGCUUUCAAUACGUAGACAAUAAUCGUUACAUAUGAAUACAUAAUAAAACUUUCCUAGGAUGUAUAUUAUUAAAAUAAGAUCGUUCAUUUUAAGCGUGUAAACUAAAUGUGUGUUGUACAAAAAAGCAAAAAAAAAAAUUAAAAUAAAAUAAAAAUAAAAUGUUUAACCGAAUCGCGUGUCGUCCAUUGGACUAUGUAAACUAGGAAAAUCAUUUUAAAAUUUACGCAAUACAUUGGAAAAAUUGGAAGUGACAUUAUAAACAUCUUCCACGAGA